AUAUCCGCCUCUGAAUCUGGCUGCCAUUGGGUGUUUCAUGCGCCUUGACACAAAUGUACAAUGCUUACUGGACUGCAUGUAGUAUUGUUCACGCCCAACAUUCCAUAUCACUUCGAGGUGAAACUUUAACAGAACGUACUUAAGAAAAGAAUCUCCUACAAGAGAUUUCUAUUGGCUCAAAACUAAACUAUUGGCAUUUCUAUUGGAGAACUAAGUUUUCCUUCUCUCCUUCGCCGUACCGCCGUCAAGUUCGGUUGCGUGGUUUGCAAGUUGAUGUCAGUCUAGAAGAAGCCCGAGAAACUCCUCACGUCUCAGAACUAUGACUGGUGAGCAACAACAAGAUGAAAUGGCCGCGCUGGUGGAAAGUGACGGAGGCUUCCUUCAAAAGCGAAACAGAAAUACCGAACAGGACUCCCAGCAGCCAUCUCCCCUCGCUCUGUUAGCAGCUACCUGCAGUCGCAUGGAUGAGAAUGAUGCCACAUCUGAUCAGCAAAACCAGCAGCAAAGUCAGCAGCUAGACCUCAGCCACUCUCAGAUCACACACACUGCCAACGGCUGGCAAGUCAUCUCAGCCGGUGCUACGUCCACUGCCAAUCCCAACACCAGCACCUCUCUGGUCAUGGCUGAGGAUCAGAAGCACAGGCUGGUGGUGUCCUCGGCAGCAGGGGUACAUCACCAGCCCCAGCAGCAGUAUGUAAUGGCCAACAAUAUGCAGGGCCAACAAGUGCUUACAACCCUCUCUGGUGUGAUGCCCAAUAUCCAGUACCAGGUCAUACCCCAAUUCCAGACUGUGGAUGGGCAGCAGCUGCAGCUUGCCCAAACCCAGCAGGACUCUUCAUUACUGGGGGGUGGCCAGUUUCAGCUUGUGUCCUCCCCCAAUGGUGGUCAGCAGCUCAUUGCAGCCACCAACAGGUCUGGGGCUGCAGGUAACAUCCUGACUGUUCCGGGCCUAAUUCAGCAAGGCAUAUCCCUCCAGAACCUGGGCCUGGGCAAUGCCAUGCUGCCCAACCAGACACAGUUCCUGGCGAAUAUGCCGGUGUCGCUCAAUGGCAAUAUUACCCUCCUGCCAGUGAGCACUGGAGUGCCCACUACAGAUGCAGGGAACAACCAGCAGCUGAUGCAGCAGCAGCCCACAGCAGUGUCCUCAAAUUACUAUACCAGCGCCAUCACCACCGCCUCCAGCCAGCCUGUCACCUCAUAUGGGAUAUCAACGCAGGCUCAGAGCACCAACACAGUAGUCACCGGAACCUUCCAGAAUGCAACAGGGGGUAUACCCAUCCAGCCUGAUAACAGAGAUGGGCAGCAGCAGCAGCAACAACAACAGCAACAGAUCCUCAUCCAACCACAGCAGAUCCUUCAGGGCGCCCAGACGCUCCAAUCCAUCCAGCAAGGCACGGUGACUACAGCAGGGGGCCAGGUGUUUGCCACACCGACCAUCUCUCAGGACGCCCUCCAAAACCUGCAGAUCCAGACCAUCCCCAACAGCGGGCCCAUCCUGCUGCGCACGGUAGGGGCCAACGGCCAGGUCAGCUGGCAGACCAUUCAGCUCCAGAACCCAGGAGGGGCUCAGAUCACGCUGGCUCCCAUGCAGUCCAUCCCACAGCUCGCACAGACACAGACUGGAGGCACGGUGCAGCUCCAGGGCCUGCAGACCAUCAACCUGAACCCGCUGGGCAACGCCGGGCUGCAGAUGCACCAUCUGCAAGGGGUGCCUAUUGCCAUCGCCAACCCAGCAGGAGACCAGAGCAUGCAAAAUGCAACUGGCAACGACAGCAUGGAUGACGCAGCACUGGAAGAGGGCAUGGAAACCAGCCCGACCCCCAACAGACGAACGCGCCGAGAAGCCUGCACCUGCCCCUACUGCAAGGAUGGGGAGGGACGUAGAGACCCCACCAAGAAGAAGCAGCACAUCUGCCACAUCCCCGGCUGCAACAAGGUUUACGGCAAGACGUCCCACCUGCGCGCCCACCUGCGCUGGCACACAGGAGAGAGGCCGUUUGUCUGCUCCUGGUCCUUCUGUGGCAAGCGCUUUACCCGUUCGGAUGAGCUUCAGCGACACAAGCGCACCCACACCGGCGAGAAGAAGUUCUCCUGUCCAGAAUGUCCCAAGCGCUUCAUGCGCAGCGACCACCUAUCCAAGCACAUCAAGACCCACUUGAACAAGAAGGGCACGGCAGUGGCAGGCCAGCCCACUUCCGAAUCUGCUUCCCCCGCCCCCAUGGCCUCAGACAACAGCGCGCAACCUGAGGCGCCCACACUUAUCACCAUGGAGACUCUGUCGCCUGAGGGCAUCGCCAGGCUAGCCAGCAGCGGCAUUAACGUCAUGCAGGUGACGGAUAUCCAUUCACUGAACAUGAACAGCAAUGGCUACUGAGGGAGCGCAGGGGGCCGGGGCAGUGGACUGAAUGGAGAAGCAAGAGGGACGUGUGGGAAUUUAGAGCUCAGAAGGGAGGAUGGAGGAAUGGAUGGGUGUGUGAGUGGGGGGAGGGGGAUUAAGGUCAGGGACGAUGUUUCGGAGUAGUAAUAGGCACGGGUGUUUUGCAAGAACCAUGCAAUGAAACGGAAAAGGUCAGGAAGGGACAAACUAACCGAAGUGGUUAGGUUUGGCAAGAGACUGCAACACAAGUGGGCUUGCGUCAUAAGGGAAAAUGUUCCGCUGUAGCACAAAGUUCUGACUCGCUAGAACUCCAAACACUUUGUAACUGAUGUUUGUGGGAGGUGUGGUGCCUUUAAAACACACACACCCACUACGCCAGCCUGUGGAGUUGGCAGCGCCCUCCCUUUCCUCUCAGGUUACACCUGCCGGCUCUGUCUGGGCGUGUCCCGCCUGGACCCGGCAGCCAGCCCCAAGUCCAGCGCGUCUCUUGAACCUCCCCCCAACACUGCAGCACUGCUAAGGCUUGUUUCUGAGCAGUCCAGUUUGACCACUCGCACUGGAAGGCCAGUUUAUGCACCAUACAGAAGGAGAAUUAGGUCACUAGUGACUUCAGAAACCCCCUCCCAGGAGCACUAAUCUACGCAGGGUGGAAGGACACUAAAAUCCUUGUGGUGGUCAUAUGUAUGUUUUCUUUCUUUUUUUUUUUUUUUUUUACAUGAAUGAUAGGUACACUCACAAGCCAUCAUGCUUUGAUAACUUAUCAUAGCAAAAACAAACUUUUUUUUUAGUGUUUUUGUACAUAAAUUAUAUUUUUUCUAAACUCUGAAAACUACAAAUUACCAUAGGAAGGAUCAGCUUGUAUGAUCACCUGAAAUUGCCUUUUGUUGUGUGUUGUCUGUCUCAUACAAUCAGAUCUUAACCUUAAUUAUUAUCAUUUUUAUAUAAAUGUAGUUUUUUCUUUCUGAGAGUACAUUUGUAAGUUAAACUCAGAGUGUUCUAAAUAGAACUAUGUAUUGCAUUCAGUACAGUCCAGAUCUGCCUAACUUUACUUUGUUAUAAUUGAGAACCUCCUAAUGUGUUCCCUUUUCUGUGGUAAAAUGUGUUCUUAUCGGAGUGUUUUCCUAACAUUUCUCUUUACUCAAAUCACAAGAAUCAAAAGAACAUUUGUUUUUUAAACAAAGUCUGUUUCAGAUUUAAUCCAAACCAAAGGUCCGCUUUCUAUCAGGUGGUAAAUUGAUUCUCAGGGGCAGGAAUUUGAACAUCAGGACUUUGCUUAAUUUUCAAAGAAAACCACGGCAGUGUCUGUUGUCCAGAGUUUUGUUGAACCCAAAAUCAGCCUGGCCUCAAGUGUGGCUUCCUGCUUUAAGUCAGUCAUCUUUGGUUCGUAUAUCAAACAGCUGCUCCUUCGUGUUUCAGAUGCCCUCACCCAGAUAUAGAAUGCACUAUCAUGGAGUAGAACAAUAGUAACAAUUCGCUGAAACAUAAUUCUGUAUCUGUUCUGAAUGUGAGCAAUGUUACAUCAUCCAUGACUCUGCCCCCAUUUUAUAUUUUUUUGCUUUUACAUUUGUCUCACAGACAAGGAUGGGCCUUUUGCUCAGUCUAAAAUGCUGUCUUGCAUUGUGUGUACUAAAUCAACCUUUUCAACACCAGCAGUGAACAAAGACAUUUUCCUAUUGUGCUGAUUCGUCCCUAAAUCAGGGGGUAAGGAGGAUGCAGCGUGGGAGUUUCUAAGCAUCACAUCAGUAGUUAUGCAGUCAGUCAGGGCUUGGGAAAUGUUUCAAGGGCUACUAAGGUUCACUGUAAGGAGAGGUAUUUUUCUGUUGUCCAUCUUCCCUCUUCAUUUAUUAGUACUUUUAUUGGGUUGGUCUGUUUGGAGCUGGAAUACACUAUUCUUGGAUAGUUUGUAAACAGUACAAUCUGUGUUUUUGCAACAAGGGCAGGAUUUGUUUUUUCCCCUCAUUUGUAUUUUCCCUCCCCCCCCCCCCAAAGGACAACCACGUGUAUGAACCUUUUUUAUGCAAGGGAUUUGGUUUUGUACCUUGUGAAUAUUACUGCUACAAAUGCCAAUGUCUGGAUUAAAAUAAUGAAUUCCAAGGG
This is a messenger RNA of Clupea harengus (Atlantic herring), 4474 nucleotides long. It is a transcript of the gene sp1, whose product is annotated as sp1 transcription factor. Lineage: Eukaryota; Metazoa; Chordata; Actinopteri; Clupeiformes; Clupeidae. The record is from RefSeq and is a predicted model, not a curated record. Gene Ontology annotation, biological process: regulation of transcription by RNA polymerase II. Gene Ontology annotation, molecular function: RNA polymerase II cis-regulatory region sequence-specific DNA binding; DNA-binding transcription factor activity, RNA polymerase II-specific.